UUUUUUUAUUUUUUUUUUGGAGCAACAUGUUUGACACAUAAGUCAACUUAUAUUUUUUUUUGUCUAUUUUUUUUAUAAUUUUGUUUAUUAAAUAUUGUUGUAACAAUUGUUUAUUAUUAUUGAUUUAAUUGUUUAUUAAAUUUUUAUUUUAAAUUUUGAUAAAUCAUGUGAUAAUUGUGUGACAAGUUAUUUUUUAAAUUUUAUUAAUAAUUUUAACUGAUUUUAAUAGAAGACACACAUAAACAUAGACGUGUCACUUGCAAAUAUUUUUUUAUUAUUUUUAUUUUUAGUUUGUUCGAAUUUAAAUAAAAAAAUCAAAUAAAAUUAUUUUAUUUAUUUAUAUAUUUUUAAUUAAAUGAUUUUUCUUUUAUAAAAAUUUUGAAAAAAAAAAAACAAUCAAAAUGAGUGGAAUUAUUCCAGAGAUGGAACAAAUUAUAAGCCAACUUGAAAGAGGUACAGUUGUAACAAAAUUUUUUCAACGUAAAAGACCGGAAAAAAAAACACUUAUGAUAAGACGAGAGACAAGACAAAUUUGUUGGGCUAAAAGUGCAACAUCUCGUCCAUUUGAUGGUUCAAUUGAAAUUAGAGAAAUAAAAGACAUUGUUGUUGGAAAAUCAUCAAGAGAGUUUGAUAAAUGGCCAGAGGAUUCAAAAAAAAUUGAAAAUCUUCGUUGUUUUAUUAUUUAUUAUGGAUCAGAAUUUCGAUUGAAAACACUAUCAGCUUCAGCUUUUAGUGAAAAAGAAUGUGAACUAUGGGUAAAAGGUUUACGUUAUUUAGUAAAAGAUACAAUAAAUGCACCAUAUCCAGUCCAACUCGAACGUUGGCUUAGAAAAGAAUUCUACUAUAUGGAAAAUAAUCGUGAAAUGGUAACAUUAAAAGAUAUCAAAUCAUUUAUGCCUCGUGCAAGUUGUAAAAUAUCAACAAAUAAAUUACGUGAAAUAUUUCAAGAAAUAGAUACACGUGAACGUACAGAAUUAGGCUUUGAUGAUUUUGUUUUAUUAUAUUAUAAAUUAAUGAUUGAUUAUAAUAAUUUUAAUGGUUGGGAAAAAUUAUUGUUAUAUUCAUCAGAUAAUAAUGUAAUAAAAUUGCAAGAUUUCCAAAAAUUUUUAAUAAAUGAACAAAAUGAUAUGACAAUUGCAAAUGAUACACAAAAAGUAUCAAAAUUCAUGAGAGAUUAUCUACAAGAUCCUCAAAGAGAUGUACAAGAUCCAUAUUUUACAUUGAAUGAAUUUUUUUCAUUUUUAUAUUCAAAACAAAAUGACAUAUGGAAUGAUAAAUAUGAUGCAGUAACACAAGAUAUGACAAAACCAUUAUCACAUUAUUGGAUAGCAUCAUCACAUAAUACAUAUUUAAUGGGUGAUCAAAUAAGUAGUGAGAGUAGUUGUCAAGCAUAUGUACGUGCUUUACGUUCUGGUUGUCGUUGUAUUGAACUUGAUUGUUGGGAUGGACCAGAUGGUAUGCCAUUUAUAUUUCAUGGACAUACAUUAACAACAAAAAUUAAAUUUAUUGAUGUUAUUAAAACAAUAAAAGAACAUGCAUUUGUAACAUCUGAAUAUCCAGUUAUAAUAUCAAUUGAAGAUAAUUGUACAUUACCACAACAACGUAAAAUGGCUAUUGCAAUGCAAGAAGUAUUUGGUGAUUUAUUGUUAACUCAACCAAUUGAUAAAAAUGAAACAACAUUACCAUCACCACAUGCAUUAAAAUGUAAAAUAAUAUUAAAACAUAAAAAGCUACCAGAUGGUGUUGAUGAAACAACAUUUAUUGCUAGAAAUAAUCCAGUUAAUCAAGAAAUGGAUUUACGUAAUACUGUUAAAAAUGGUAUAUUAUAUCUUGAAGAUAUUAAUGAUCGUGAUUGGUAUCCACAUUUUUUUAUAUUAACAAGUCAACAUUUGUAUUACACUGAUACAUUUUCACAAGGACAAGAAAUUGAAAUUGAUGAUGAUAAUGAUACAUCAUCCUCAACAUCAACAGCAGCAGCAGCAACAACAUCAUCAUCAUCAUCAACAACAACAAUGAUGAUUAAUCGUAAAUUAGAUAGUCUAUCAAAUGAUGAAUUACAUUUUGGUGAAAAAUGGUUUCAUGGUAAAUUAGCACGUGGUAGAGAAGAAGCUGAUGAAUUAUUACGUAAAUAUUCAUAUCUUGGUGAUGGUACAUUUCUUGUACGUCAAUGUGUUACAUUUGUUGGUGAUUAUUGUUUAUCAUUUUGGCGUAAAGAUAAAGUUAAUCAUUGUCGUAUUAAAUUAAAACAAGUAAUGGGACAAACAAAAUAUUAUUUAAUUGAUAGUUAUUGUUUUGAUAGUUUAUAUAGUUUAAUAACAUAUUAUCGUAACAAUUCAUUAAAAAGUCAAGAAUUUUUAAUAGUAUUAAAAGAACCAGUACCACAACCAUGUAAACAUGAAACAAAAGAAUGGUGGCAUAAUAAUUGUACAAGAAUUAUUGCUGAGGAUAUAUUAAAAAAAAUAGCAAUUGAUGGUACAUUUUUAGUUAGACCAAGUGAAAAAGAAUUACAUACAUAUGCAAUAUCAUUUUAUGCCGAUAAAAAAAUUAAACAUUGUCGUGUUAAAUUAGAAGGUAGACUAUAUACAUUUGGUGAAAUACAAUUUGAAAGUCUUGUUGAAUUAAUUAAUUACUAUGAAAAACAUCCAUUAUAUAAAAAAAUACGUUUAAAUAAUCCAAUAAGUAAAAAUAUUGAUUAUUUAAAUUUUCAUAAUAGUAAUAAUAAUGGUAAUGAUAAUGGUAUUGUUGGUGAUAAUAAUAAUAACAACAACAAUAAUGGAGAUGAUGAUGAUGAUGAUGGUGUUUAUGGUAUACCUGGUUAUAUGGAUCCAUCAUCAUUUAUAUCAAAAAUAACAGUAAAAGCAAUAUAUGAUUAUAAAGCAAGAAGAGAUGAUGAAUUGACUCUUGUUAAACAUGCUAUAAUAACAAAUGUACAUAGACAAGACGGUGGCUGGUGGAGAGGUGAUUAUGGUGGUAAAAAACAACACUGGUUUCCAGCAAAUUAUGUUGAAGAAAUUGAAUGUCAAGAUAGAGAUACAUUUGAUAAUAAUAAUAUUAAUAAAAAUGAUACAAUGAUGUUGGGUAAUUUACAAAAAGGUUCAUUAGAUAUAACUGGUGCUGUUGUUGAAAUUGGAUUAAAUGAUAAACCAGGAUUAGAAUGGAUUAUUAAAAUUCAUAAUCCAAAUAUGUGUAAUAUAUUUGAGGCAUGUACACCAUCAAAAGAUAUUGCAAUUGAUUGGAUGAAUACAAUAAAAGAAACAGCACAAUAUGCUAAUGUUAGAGAAAAUAAAAAUAAAGAAAUUGAAAGACAAUGGAGAAUUGCUAAAGAAAUGUCAAAUUUAAUUAUUUAUUGUCGUUCAAUUGCAUUUGAUAAUGAACGUAUUAAUAAUAAAAAAUUUAUAUUUCAAGAAAUGAGUAGUUUUCCAGAAACAAAAGCUGAAAAAUUAAUGUGUCAACAAGAGCAUGAAUUUUUUAUAAAAUAUCAUCAAAUACAAUUGAGUAGAGUAUAUCCAAAAGGACAAAGAAUUGAUUCAUCAAAUUAUAAUCCAAUACAAUUUUGGAAUUCUGGUUGUCAAAUGGUUGCAUUAAAUUAUCAAACUGGUGAUAGAUCAAUGCAACUUAAUCAUGCAAAAUUUCGUGAUAAUGGUAAUUGUGGAUAUAUAUUAAAACCUGAAUUUAUGUUUAAUGAUUAUUUUAAUAUACAUGAUAAAAAAACAUUAAUUAAUGUUGAUGGUUUAAAUAUACAUUUGACUGUUAUUGGUGCAAGACAUCUUCAUAAAAAAUGUAAAGCACCAGCAAGUCCAUAUGUUGAAGUUGAAAUUUAUGGAGCUGAAUAUGAUACUGGUGUUAAAUUAAAUACAAAAACAUUUAGGGACAAUGGAUUUAAUCCAAUGUGGAAUAAAACAUGUGAAUUUGAUAUAUUAAAUCCAAAUUUUGCAUUGAUUAGAUUUUUAGUACAGGAUGAGGAUUCAUUUGGUGAUUGUAAUUUUUUGGGACAAGCAACAUAUCCGAUUCAGUGCCUACGAAGUGGCUACAGAAGUGUACCACUUAAAAAUCAGUACAGUGAAGAUCUUGAGCUUGCAACACUUUUAGUUUAUAUAAAAAUUACCAAAAUACCAAGUGCUCUUUGAUAGAAUAUAUAUUUUUAGAAAUUAAAUAUCAAUCAACUUCCAUACAUAUACAUUUAU
Messenger RNA from Aphidius gifuensis, 4184 nucleotides. RefSeq names its product 1-phosphatidylinositol 4,5-bisphosphate phosphodiesterase gamma-1 (gene sl). Lineage: Eukaryota; Metazoa; Arthropoda; Insecta; Hymenoptera; Braconidae. The record is from RefSeq and is a predicted model, not a curated record. Gene Ontology annotation, biological process: phospholipid catabolic process; positive regulation of epithelial cell migration; phosphatidylinositol-mediated signaling. The transcript is spliced from 4 exons. The coding region runs from base 402 to 4127 and encodes 1241 amino acids. Gene Ontology annotation, molecular function: phosphatidylinositol-4,5-bisphosphate phospholipase C activity; protein binding.